CCUAUCUUCUUCCCCUAGACGUAAUGCCGUCAUGUGAUCACACAUUCAUUCUUUAUACUUAGCAUUGGCCUACUAGUGUCAUCUUUAAUUUAUUUGGUUUCUGACUUUAAUCUAUGUGGUUUCUGAUACCGGAUGCUAGCUACCCAUGCAUGUUGUCUCGUGCCGGAUCGGUGCAUAAGACCGAGUUUCUGCGUCUUAGUUAUUUUACCGGAAGGAUAAAGAGGAACUGGUGCUUGGGAAGUUUUGUUCAACUGCUGCUCUUCGAUCACCGACCUUCCUAUCAACGUCUUGUUUAGUCUUUCGAACUACUCAGAGCACUUCUUGCAUUUUGAACAGAAUUCGCCUUGAUCAUUUGCAAUGCCGAGACGAUUACUUAAUGCUAAAUGGUCCAGUUCUCUUUAAGUGAUUUAUCCCCGUGUUGCUGUUCAUGUUGUUUAAGGGGGAACAAUUACUUAACGAAGCCACCAACUGCAUGGGAAAGACCUUUUCCCAUUUGGUAACUUGUAGGUUCCAAAUUGCCGCAGUUCAGUAUUAAUUACGCCAGCGUAUUCAAAUAAGGAUAUCUUGUCUCACUUACUGAUUAAUUUGUGAGAUAUUAAAAGAAAAAGAAAGGUGAUUCGAUACUUUGGGAAUAUCAGUCCAAUACAGCUUUUUAGCACCGAACCGAACUCUACCGGUUUGACAAGUUGUGUCGUUGCAGUUAUCUUACGCGAGUUGAGAUUGUCGUUCCAUCCCUUGAGAAGAUAGAUAAAGCAAUAUAAAGCUGAAAUUGUCAGUAAAUAGUCCAUAUAAUACGGAUACAAUUAGUUCAGUUGCUGUACGUGCCACUUUUGCGGAAAACCACAGAAUGGGGGUUAGGCGGAGGUCAAUGUGCCAAGAUUAAGUUCCAGCCCUUUAGAAGCGAGAUAAAGCCAAAUAAAGCGGAAAGGGGGAUAUCAAACAGCCCAUAUCAUAGGGAUACAAGAAGGUAAGACGUUUGCACAUGCCACUUUAGCAGAAAACCAGAGGGGAAUAUGGGGGAAGGGGGCCUGAGGGUAGGUCAAUGUGUCAAAAUGGCGACCGGCCUGCCAGGCGCACGAGGACAGAAAGACGUCGUCUGCUGCGCUGACACAAAGUCGCUUCUUCUUCUCCUCGUCUUUCGCCUCGGCAAAAUCAAUUCAUGGCCCCCUCGAAGUCCUGAUUCCCGUCUGCUUUUAUUUAUUUUGGAAGUGUGAAUGUAGCAGCAAGGUCGGGAGCCCGAAAUUAACAGGUUCUGAACUCAACAUUCAAAAGUGCCUCUUGUCUUGGAUAACUUGAAAUCAUCCAUGGCCAGUCAUAUGUUCACACCAUCUUUUGAAUACCUGGGUUAUAAAAUGCGAAUAGGACUGAGUGCCCUUGUAUGGACGGUGGUUGUGCUUGGCGGGGCUUCUCUGAUUGGUCGAGUUGUUCACGUUCUCAGUGUUGACGUCAGAGAAUUCUCUCCAGAUAAUCAUGACCAUGAGAAGGACGGAAAGGAUUCAAAGCAGGUGCACAUUAAUGCCAAACCUAAUCGUCUUGUUUGGUUUGUUCAGAUAUCUGAUCUACACCUAAGUGUGUUUCAAGAUCCUACCAGAGUGUCGCAGUUGCGAGAGUUUGCUACUUCAACUGUUGGUACCAUCAGUCCAGCUGUUGUUUUGGCAUCAGGUGAUCUGACAGAUGCCAAGAAUAUGGAUAUGCUAGGCUCAAAGCAGUAUAUAGAGGAGUGGGCUACCUACAGAGAUAUUUUGCAUUCAUCGGGUGUCCUCAACAAAACUGUCUGGCUAGACAUAAGAGGAAACCAUGAUAACUUCAAUGUUCCGUCUUUAUCCAGUGAUGAAAAUUUUUAUCAAAAAUAUAGUGUUCAGGGUCAGCACAGUAAGAGGUCUUAUAUAUAUACUCAUAGAUAUGGACCAGACUCCAUUGCCUUUAUUGCUGUAGAUGCAUGCCUUUUACCAGGACCCAGGAGGCCUUUCAAUUUUAUUGGGGUUGUCACUAACUCUGAAAUGAAGCUUUUGCAAGAUUUUGAAAUUGCCAGUCGCCAUAGUAAUUACACAAUUUGGUUUGGUCACUACCCUACCUCCUGUAUACUUUCACCGGAGCCAGGAAUUCGUCGUUUGAUGGGUAGAGGUUUGGCAUAUAUGUGUGGUCAUUUGCACACUCUUGGAGGCCUUGUUCCCAAUAUGUAUACACGACAACACACAGGUUCUCUUGAACUAGAACUAGGUGACUGGAAGGACAGUCGCAUUUAUCGUGUCGCAGCGAUAGAUCAUGGGCUAUUUUCAUUCACUGAUGUGAAGUAUGGAUCUUGGCCAGUUAUUCUUGUCACCAACCCAAAGCAUGCCCUUUUUGCCAUGGUUCAUCAUGAACCAUUGCACCUUAUGCUGGAGUCUUCUCAUAUACGAGUGCUGAUUUGGUCGGUUUCACCAAUAACUGAAGCAAGAGUACGAGUAGAUGACUCGGAAUCUUGGUUAUUACUAUCCCAUGUUGAAGGACCAUUAUAUGUAUCAAGAUGGAAUGCUUACAAAUAUGCAGAGGGAAUGCACUUGUUGGAGGUACAUGCAAGAGAUGCUAGUGGCAGAGAGGCUACAGUUAUUCAGGAGUUCUCACUCGAUGGGUCUCAGCCAUCGUUCCGGUUCUGGCCAAGGGCAUUGCUCAUGUCCAAUAUAUCCAUGUUUUUCCAGUUCUUGUUUGGUAUAAUGGUGUGCAUAUGUGUUGUUCCACUGUGUGUACUUCGGUACAUACAUCAUCUGGUUCUUGAAAGGCGCAUGCUUCGGCCACGUUUAGGAUGGAAAUUAUGUAACACCUGGCUUAGAAAAUUGUGGGUCUUAGUUACUGUUGAUCGUCUCUUUUGGCCCCUUGUCAUGACAUCAGUUUAUUUACCCUUGGGUCCUUGGUUUGUUGGAGAGGUAAUUGAGGACCACAUAGGAGUUGUGUUUGCAUGGGGAACCUUUGUUAAUAGAAGCUACCUUCCUGGCUCAUUGACAUAUGCCUAUGGAUUCAUGCAGUUGCUUUUGUUCCAGUUCCCACUUAUUUUUGCUAUUGCUCACUCCGUUGAUUUUAGAUUUUGGUCAUUGUACAUAAGUCCUGUCUGCAGCUUUUCUAGAUAUCUCUGCCGACAUGUAUGUCUCCUCAUUCUAAUUACCAUUCAGUUAAUAGCUGCAUAUUUCUUUUACCUGGCAUAUGGAACAAUGGCAAUGCUUCUAGGACCAUUGCGCACAUGGUCUGCUAUUUUGGGUUUAGUGUUGUGGCACCAGGCCACAACGAUGCAUCGAGACCUUUUGAGAGGAGCUGCUGAAGUAUGGGCCCCAGAUCAUUGUGACUGGAAAGAAGAUAAAUCAAACCAACUCACUGAUGAUGAGAACAAAGUAACUCAGAGCAACUUGUGAUUUUUUCAAUGUUAGUCAGGUAUUUCUCAAACAAUAUUUCAAGAGUGUGAAUUGCUACUAAAAACGAAAUUAUCAGGUAUUUGCUAUGUAACAAUGAUUUAUAGCUUUUAUUGGCAGCGCAGUAGCUUCUUAAAUAUUUCAUACUUUAAUGUUGACUUCUUGUACAGUAUUUAAUAACAGUGGUGUGUAUACCAGUAGAUGUCACCAAGGAGUUGGUGAGUAAGUCUAGUAGAUGCUUUUAAGUGAACAGCUCUUGCAGUUCCUUAAAUGUACUUAAGAUUGUAAGUUAGGUUCUUGAGCAAGUGUCAUAACUGACACUGCCCAUCAGGUUAAUUCUCUUUGGACGGAAACUCAUAAUUUAGACAGCCAAGGCUAAAGAUGUAUCGACGUACAAAGUCCUUGACCAUGUCCUCAUUUUUUUUUAUUUAUCUUCACUACUUAUAUUUGACAGAAUGCUGUUAAAAUUAACUUGUUUUUCCCAUUCAUCUUUGUAUAAUGAUGUUGUCUUUCAUAUUUAUAUGCUGUGCAAGUUCUCAGUUUUGACUAGUGUGUGUGGUACAGAUUUUAGUCUAGUUUUAUGACUGAUUCAGGUGUAUGUAUUUUAUUUAAAAGAUUGCGUAUGGCCAUUCCUUCCAGAAUGCUAAUUGACUGGUCAUAUUCAAGAUAUUUUGAGGUUGUAUGAAAACCAGUUCAUUUUUAUGGGUUUUAUUUGUAACUUAUUUUCAAGUGGAGGUUGAGUUUUCUCUUUGUGCUUUCUUUAAUGUGGGGUGAUAUAUGUACUUUUAACUAUUCCAUUCACACUCUCUUUGAUUAAUUGAUUGUUUAAUUAGUAGGUUUUUGUUAUUUUAAUACCAUUUCAUGUUGUCCCUUCAGGUUUUUGUGUGUGGAUU
Messenger RNA from Macrobrachium nipponense, 4273 nucleotides. Its product is annotated as transmembrane protein 62-like. Lineage: Eukaryota; Metazoa; Arthropoda; Malacostraca; Decapoda; Palaemonidae. The record is from RefSeq and is a predicted model, not a curated record. The coding region runs from base 1305 to 3383 and encodes 692 amino acids. The transcript is spliced from 17 exons.